GCAUGUCAUACAACCUAUCGAUAACAGUAGAAUGCUCGGAGCCAUUCCUCGGGCCGACUCUCGGCCAAAGUUGUCCGGGUUCUCAAUUUUUGAUGUUCAUGACGCUCGUGGAUACAUUCAUACGUGCCAAACAAGAUAUUUCGUUUCUAUGCGAGAGGGUCAAACCAAUUGAUUCACCUGAAUAUUUCUACGACUUUAUUGUCGUUGGCGGUGGAUCGGCUGGUGCUGUAGUGGCUUCUAGAUUGAGCGACAUACCCGAGUGGAAAGUUUUACUUCUCGAAGCAGGUCCUGAUGAGCCACCAGGCGCUGACGUUCCCAGUAUGGUAGCGAUGUUUCUCGGUAGCGACAUUGAUUGGCAAUAUAGAACUUCCAACGAGAAAAACGCUUGUUUAUCCAGUGGUGGGUCAUGCAGUUGGCCACGUGGUAAAAAUCUAGGUGGAACUUCGGUGCAUAACGGUAUGAUGUAUACUCGUGGACAACCCAAGGAUUAUGAUAAUUGGGCUGCCCUUGGAAAUAGUGGAUGGUCUUGGCAAGAGGUUCUGCCAUACUUUAUGUGCUCGGAAAAUAAUACGGAAAUUGAUCGAGUUGGUAACGAAUACCAUUCCUCCGGUGGUCUAUGGACUAUCGAAAGAUUUCCUUGGAAACCCGAAAUUACUCGAGAUAUUUUGAAUGCAGCCAGAGAGAGAGGAUAUUCGAUUACAGAGGAUCAUAAUGGAGCUAGUUACAUGGGUUUCACUGUAGCUCAAAUGGCUAGCAGGGAUGGGGUUAGAGUGAGCAGCGCUUCAGCUUUUUUACGUCCAAUACGCAAUCGACGUAAUCUUCAUAUUGCCCUAAACGCUACUGCCACCAAAAUAAUCGUUGAAAAUUACAAGGCUGUUGGAGUCCAAUAUUUUCAAAAUGGGGAAUUUCGCAUUGCACGUGCUUCUCGUGAAAUCAUUGUCUCAGGUGGUGCAGUAAAUUCUCCUCAAUUAUUAUUGUUAUCCGGAAUUGGUCCGAAAGAACAUUUACAAGCCGUAAAUGUCUCCCUCGUUAAAGAUUUACCAGGUGUCGGACACAACUUACAGAAUCACGUGUCGUAUACUGUCUCUUGGACUAUUAAUCAACCAAACGUAUUUGAUUUAAAUUGGGCCUCUCUCCUAGAAUAUGUUGCUUUCCAUAAAGGACCAAUGUCCUCGACCGGUAUGUCCCAAAUUACAGGAUUUGUAUCGUCGAGUCAUACUGCUCCGGAUGAACCCGAUCUUCAGUUUUAUUUUGGUGGAUAUCAAGCAGCUUGUUCAAUUACUGGUGAAAUAGGAGCACUUAUGGACAAUCAAGGCCGUAGUAUUAGUAUAUCUCCGACAAAUAUUCAUCCACGUAGUCGAGGAAUUCUUCGAUUAGCUAAUAAUAAUCCAUUUGAAAAGCCGCUUAUUUGGGGAAACUAUCUGAGCGAUCCAAUCGAUGCCGCUGUUCUGGUUGAAGGCAUUCAAAUCGCAUUAUCUUUCGCUAAUACGUCCUCAAUGGGAAAAUAUAAUAUGAGUCUCAGUAACAAACCAUUAUCUGCGUGUUCUCAACAUAAAUUUCUCAGUAAUGAAUACUGGAAUUGUGCGGUUCAUCAAGAUACAGGUCCCGAAAAUCAUCAAGCAGGAUCUUGCAAGAUGGGACCACCGACCGAUCCAAUGGCUGUAGUGGAUUCACAACUUAGAGUUUACGGUAUCAAAAAUCUACGAGUAGCCGACACAUCCAUAAUGCCACAGGUAACUUCCGGUAACACUGGUGCUCCAGCAGUUAUGAUCGGCGAGAGAGCGGCAGCGUUCAUUAAAUCCGACUGGGGUGCUGGCGCAACACAAUGUUCUCAUUCGACGAUCGACAGUUCACUGGAAUACUUACUAUGGGGGAUCAAAUACAUCGACUGGGACCAGGCUAUUUGGUAGUAGUAAUCUCGCAUUCCCGGCACGACUUCUAGUCCAUGAAACAUCGACUUUCUGAAUGCUAUGCGACGUCGAUGCGCCAAUGCGAAGCUACGAAAAAGACGAAACGGAUCCAGCGGGAUGCCCGCAGCGAACUGCCGUGAAACCAUCUUAUUUUCUUUCUUCCUUUCUUAUGGCUACGUAGAUACUACACCUAAUAUAUAUAUAUAUAUACCAAUCAGUCGGUACAAAUGAAACACUAAUGCACUAUCAAUUCGAAAAGAUACAACGAUGUCUCUUACCACUGACAAGCUGACAAGAAAUUUACAAAACUAAUUCAUUUGCGUUCGGUUUUAUCCGGGUGUAACUACUAACAUAACAAAAAUUAGUUUGAAAAAUUAUUUCUUUGCCGUUUUAUGACAUACUUCGACAUCGGGGCCUCAAAACUUAUUAUCUUGACUAAUGAUUCGUUCAAGAACGGCCGCUCCCAUUUGUUUACCAAUUAAAUAUUCUCCAAGAAUCAAAAGAUAAACGAUGAAUUAUACGUCUGUAACAAUGUUUAUUUGCAAAGACGCGUAAUUGUCUUUAUUGUUUUUCUUUUUUUUUUUUUCUUUUUCGGAUUCUUUGUGUAAUUUCAUCCGUUAAAUUGUCACGUAAGCAGAUUAUAUUUGCUUAGUCCACAUUAUAUAAUAUCGCUAUCUAAUAAGAUAAUUUACAUAUUAAUAUCGACGUAGCGGAAGUUUGAAAUUCCUUGGCGAUUGCCAUUAUCAGAACCAAAGAUUCCGGGAACUAAGGAAAUAAUAAUGUAAAACUAAGUAUGUAGAAUAAAUAAAAAAUUAUUAGAC
This is a messenger RNA of Polistes canadensis, 2731 nucleotides long. Its product is annotated as glucose dehydrogenase [FAD, quinone]-like. The record is from RefSeq and is a predicted model, not a curated record. The transcript has 8 exons. Gene Ontology annotation, molecular function: flavin adenine dinucleotide binding; oxidoreductase activity, acting on CH-OH group of donors. Bases 3 to 1910 code for a protein of 635 amino acids. NCBI's taxonomy places the organism in Eukaryota, Metazoa, Arthropoda, Insecta, Hymenoptera, Vespidae.